Messenger RNA from Sipha flava (yellow sugarcane aphid), 750 nucleotides. RefSeq lists its product as uncharacterized. Gene Ontology annotation, molecular function: RNA binding. The record is from RefSeq and is a predicted model, not a curated record. Bases 160 to 741 code for a protein of 193 amino acids. NCBI's taxonomy places the organism in Eukaryota, Metazoa, Arthropoda, Insecta, Hemiptera, Aphididae. The transcript has 3 exons.
GUCGUUCCUUAUCACCGGCGACGGUCAACCGCUGAUAAACCAUUCGGUUCCAGGACGGUGACAAAUUUUUUAUCGGAUCACGUUUUUCCUGCGAUUCUGCGUCGCAUACCGGAACAGUGCUCAUUUCGUUUCCGGCCCGCUCGGGAAACCUAAAAAGAAAUGUCAAGGUUCGUGUCGGGGCUCCGGUCCGCGGUUGCUGUCUGCAAUCUUUUUCCACGAUUGCCGUCCUCCGUUUUCAUCGUGACUCGCAGCGUUCACUAUCAUCAUCAUCAAUGUCGACGGCCGCCGAUUCUCGCGAACACGGUUCGAUGUUUGCUGUCGAGCAAACGCUACAAACGUACAAAAAACCAAAACGAUGACGAUAGUUCCGACGACGAAGAGUUGGAUUUAGAUAUGGACAAUUCCAGUAAACUGAUGAAAUUCAGGACCAGCACCAUGAGGAUGGAUGCCAUUCUAAAACAUGCUUUAGGGAAAUCUAGAAAUAAAAUUGAAGUAGCUUUCUAUGAAAGUCGUAUUCGAGUGAACGGAGAAAAAGUGACAAAGAAAAGUCAUUCAGUGGAAGUGGGCGACGAGAUAGACCUGGUCAAAGGCCCUAGUCCAAACAAUCCAGAUUUUCUAUUGGUAUCCCGAGUAGAAGUAUUAUCUGCUAAAUUAGAUGGCGAUGAAUUAGAAGUUAAGUUAAAAAUGUAUAAGAACCUUCUCAUUAAUGACUAUGAUAAUAAAUGGAAAUCUCCAUCAUAAAAUUUUGUA